GUGACUGACUCCUGUUUCGAAGGAAAAUUUAAUCCAUCUUGCCCCAAUGCAUUUGUUGUCCUGAGAGCUAGGUGAACUACCUUUGACUGUUUCCCUAGGAUUAUGUCACCCACCGAGGUAACUUUCUGUUUCAGUAGGUGAUGUCAAGAAACAAAACAACACCCUUUACGUGGAUCAGUUUUGGAAAAUAGAGACCUGCUUUAUCUCCCAGGUCUUUGAUGUGUUCAGUGGUUCCUGUAAGGAUCUGCCUCUCUUUUGUGUUGAUUGACAAUACCUUUCCUAUAUAUUUGAGCAGUCAAGCAGCCCAGGAACAGAGGGUAGAGACAUUUACCCAGAGCGAGCUUCUACCACCCAUUGUGACUUGCCGAGACCUUGGGCAAGUGUGAGCUCAAGAGAAGAGUUGGCUCCCGCAAGAGCAGCAUGAAGCUGGCGUACCUGUUCCUCGGCCCCAUGGCCCUCCUCCUCCUGGCUGGCUGCUGCUGUGUCCUCAGCACCUCCAGCGGGAACCUGCGCACCUUUGUGGGCUGUGCCGUCAGGGAGUUUACUUUCCUGGCCAAGAAGCCGGGCUGCAGGGGCCUUCGGAUCACCACCGAUGCCUGCUGGGGCCGCUGUGAGACCUGGGAGAAGCCCAUUCUGGAGCCCCCCUACAUCGAAGCCCACCACCGAGUCUGUACCUACAACGAGACCAAACAAGUGACCGUCAAGCUGCCCAGCUGUGCCCCGGGGGUCGACCCUUUCUACACCUACCCCGUGGCCGUCCGCUGUGACUGCGGGGCCUGCUCCACUGCCACCACCGAGUGCGAGACCAUCUGACGCUGGCGUGGCCUGCAGCACGGGUGGCAGCCUUGAGCCUCGCAGACCCACCGGCACGGGCAGCACCAGCAGCACCAGCAGCGAUGACCCCUGGAGUCGAGGACUGUUUAAUUUGGACCACACUGUGGAGGAGGUUGCCUGUCUCCCUUGGGUUCAGCUCAGGCACCAGGCCCGGAGGCAGCACACAGCUAACAAAAUGCAAAGCCAUAUCUGUGCCUUCACUAGCAUAAGUUCUCCUGUUCACACACCUGCAAAUUAAUUUUCCUCUACCUUGAAGCUCAGGACAUAAUCUGUAUAGCACCAUCGUGGGUUUAUAACACGCCAGUGGGUUCAAUGCAGUGGGCGUAAUUAGGAAAUGAGGCUAGGAAGUCUUUAAAUUCUCAUGUCCUCCUUAAUGACUGGCCUCCAAUAGAUUUAUGACAAAAGGGCCAGAAAUCAAUAAAACCACUGCUUUAGUCCCCCUGCCUCCACCCCAAAUCCCACUGCAAGCUUCCUUAGAGAAAGUCCUCCCUCUCCUUGGAACUGGGCAAUUAUCAAAGCAGGUAGGGAAAUGGUAGCUCAAAAGGAAAGGAAUCUGGAUUUGGGUGAUUCUUUUUUCAAGCAAAAUUCCCUAAGUCCCCUCAAGAUCCUUAAUAAAGAGGCUCCUUUUAAAUAAAAGUUCUCUGGAACAAUAGGGAGUGGCAGCUAUCAUUUACACUUAAAAACUUACAAAAUUAAACUUGUGUUUUUAGACUCAUGGGAUGCUCUCCCAAAGCUAUGCCCCAAAUGAUGAACCACAAAUAUCCUUUCCCAUUUAUAGCCUAUUUGAAAUUGAAAUUGUAAUUUUUUUUUAAACUCAGAAAAAAUGUUUGUAAGGGGUAAGACUGCAUUGCUGGCUCGGGGAACGUGAUUGUGUAGCUGUUGCCCUCUCUAAAGCCUCUGGCAGCUGGUCCUCUGGCUCUUUUAAAACUCCAGUGCUUUGCAAGUGUCUUUAAUUCUGACA
Molecule: messenger RNA, 1795 nt
Organism: Myotis lucifugus (little brown bat)
Lineage: Eukaryota; Metazoa; Chordata; Mammalia; Chiroptera; Vespertilionidae
Gene: GPHB5
Product: glycoprotein hormone beta 5
Exons: 3
Coding region: 421-813 (130 amino acids)
Biological process (GO): G protein-coupled receptor signaling pathway; regulation of thyroid hormone receptor signaling pathway
Cellular component (GO): extracellular region; cytoplasm
Molecular function (GO): hormone activity
Source: RefSeq, a predicted model, not a curated record